Bombus impatiens (common eastern bumble bee) is the source of this 1630-nucleotide messenger RNA. RefSeq names its product ribonuclease P protein subunit p29 (gene Pop4). The transcript is spliced from 5 exons. Lineage: Eukaryota; Metazoa; Arthropoda; Insecta; Hymenoptera; Apidae. Gene Ontology annotation, biological process: tRNA 5'-leader removal; rRNA processing. Bases 930 to 1613 code for a protein of 227 amino acids. Gene Ontology annotation, cellular component: ribonuclease MRP complex; ribonuclease P complex. Gene Ontology annotation, molecular function: ribonuclease P RNA binding. The record is from RefSeq and is a predicted model, not a curated record.
AGAUAAAUUUUCAAAUGUUAUUUUUUUGGAAACGAAUGAAGCAUCCUAUGGAAAAAUUUUAUUCUGCAUUUUUGACCUAUCUUCACACGUAAAGUAACCUCCUGUCAACUGUUCAGUUUAUUUGUUGUCUUCAAUACGGAAUUAAACUUUAUUAUACUUCUAGGCUUGACAAAUUUCCAAACUCGAUUUUUUCGAAAACGGAGUUAUAUAAACAAAUUUCGACUUGCUUGUUCACGUAGAAUCAUAAAAGUAACAUUCAACAUUCAGAAACAUUCCUUGCCAAUUAUAUAACUAUACCUCUUGAUUGUUAGAACUCUUUAUAUAACGAUAUAAAUAAUGUUAAAAAAUAUAUAAGUUAAAUAGAUGUAUAAUAAACUGAAAAAAUGUAAAUCUUAUCUUUAAAUAUUUACUCUUUAAAAUUGGUCCACACACAUAUCACAAACAAUCUUAUGACACACGGUGAAAGUAGACAAAUCGUUCUACUUAUAAGUUUAUGAAAGAAAGGCUAAAUUUGCAUUCUUUACAUAGAUGUCUGAUAACUUUUCUAUUUCUUCAAUUUCUAAUACACAAAGAACUUAUCAUCUUUACCUACUUAGGAAUAAAUGAACCGUUAUUUUGUUUAGCUGUACUCAUUUACAUGUCCUGCAAUUUAUGCUGCUUCGUUUUCGCAGAUUUUUUGAUUCAAAUUUCAUAGAUUUUAGAAAGAAAAUGUGUAGUGAUAUAUAUAUUGACAUAAUUAAUCACCUAACCUAAGAUAAUUUACUAAAAAGUAAUAUAAUAUACGCGAGAAAUUUUGAGGAAAGAACUGGAAAUAUAAUAUAUUAACGUCAAUAAUACUUUGUGUUUACGUUUUGUAAUUCAUCUAUUAUAAUUUGAUAAAGCAAAAUAAAUCUACUUUGAUUAACUCAUUUCUAUUAUUAUUACUGAUAAUGGCACAAAUAAAUCAAAGCAUAUGUUUAACAUUACCUAAAAGUAUAACAAAACAAAUUAGUACAUGUGAAAAUAGUGAACAAUAUAUUACGAAUUUUCUACAAAAUGCAUUGCCUUCCUCUGAUACUGGUUCGGUAGCAGAUGAAUUAAGAAAGUCACUAAUAUUUGCUAAGCAUAAAAAUAAAUGGAACAAGAAAAAACGAUGUCAAGGAAAGUUAUUAACUAGUAGGAAACGAAUGCAGCUUGGUUUACGUAAGAUUAGUUGCAAAAGUGAUAUGAAAUAUACAGCAUUGUUACCAUUAAAUCAGUUAUGGCUAAAUUAUAUGGAACAAGUACUCGGCUCCAAGUUUUUUAAUAAUAUUCCAAAAGAUUCUACAGAUCCAAAUUGGGAAAAUGUUAAUCAACAGUUAAUUAAAGCAGAUUUUCAUGGUGCUGAAAUUUCCAUUGUUGGAUCAAAAUGUCCCAGUUUGGUUGGAUUAAGUGGCAUUGUAGUUCAAGAUACAAAAAAUAUUUUCAGAAUUUGUGGAAGAGAUAAUAUUAUGCGAACAAUACCUAAAGAUAAUGUUAUUAUAAAUAUUUAUUUAAAAAACAUAAAAUUGGAGUUCUUUGGAAAAGAUCUUUCUAUAAGACCUACCGAACGAACAAUAAAAAAGUUUAAAUGUGGACGUAUAUACGAACUAUAGUGAAAUCUGUUGUAAUU